This is a messenger RNA of Sclerotinia sclerotiorum 1980 UF-70, 2019 nucleotides long. RefSeq names its product tyrosinase precursor. Lineage: Eukaryota; Fungi; Ascomycota; Leotiomycetes; Helotiales; Sclerotiniaceae. The record is from RefSeq and is a predicted model, not a curated record. The coding region runs from base 1 to 2019 and encodes 672 amino acids. Gene Ontology annotation, molecular function: oxidoreductase activity. The transcript has 8 exons.
AUGGCUGCAGUCCCGGCACUCAACUACCCCAUCACUGGGCCUCCAAAAGCUUCUCCAGGUCCUGCUGAUGGAUCUGUCCCUCUGAGACGUGAAAUUCGUGACCUCCAACGCAACUUUCCCGAUCAAUGGACACUUUACAUUCUUGGUCUUCAGGCUUUUCAACAACUUGACGAGAAGUCAGAUUUGUCAUGGUAUGGAAUCGCUGGUAUUCAUGGACGUCCAUAUCGUCCUUGGGGUGGAUCUCAAGGAGAUAACUCUCCUGGAUGGCAAGGCUAUUGCACCCAUAGCUCUAUCCUCUUUGCGCCAUGGCAUCGUCCUUAUCUUGCAUUAUUCGAGCAAUACCUCUAUCAAAUUAUACAAAAAAUUGCUUCUACAUUCCCCACAGCCACUAAGACUCGUUAUCAACAAGCGGCUCUAACAUUUCGCAUGCCAUACUGGGAUUGGGCUGCCGCACCACCUGCGGGUGACAAGUACUUUCCUACUGUUGUUGGACAGCCCUUGAUUCAGCUCAUUACUCCCACCUCAAAUAACAAACCGGUACAAAUCACCAACCCCCUUUACUCUUACAAAUUCAACCCCUUGAAUCCGUUGAAGGGUGAUUUUCCUAGUACCCCGGAAUCACGAUGGCCCAGCACUCUUCGAUAUCCAACCACCGGAAGUGCAACUGCCAACUCCCAAGAACAGCAAGUCUUUGACGCCAUGGAGUCACAAUUUGAUUCAUAUCAAAGCAAUAUCUAUCUCAUCAUGAGAGAUCCAAACUAUAAGCAAUUUGAUGCUUUUAGUAAUCAUCAAUGGGCAGCAAAUAAUGCUCCUGGUACGUAUGGUAGUAUUGAGGAUGUGCAUAAUAGUGUUCACAGUGAAACUGGUGGGAAUGGUCAUAUGGGUGAUCCUGAUUAUGCGGCUUUUGAUCCUUUGUUUUGGUUACAUCAUACCAAUGUUGAUCGUCAAUUUGCUAUUUGGCAAGCCUUGAAUCCCAAUAGCUACGCCAUCAACAAACCUUCUAGCGAUGGAACCUUUUCCAUCGAAAGCGGUGCCCAAGAAACAAGUACCACUGCCUUGACACCUUUCAACAAUGCCACUGGCAAAACAUAUUGGACCUCUGACGGCGUGCGCAGCACAGCUACAUUUAACUAUGCGUAUCCAGAGACCCAACAAUGGAAAUUUCCUACUGUUCAACAGUAUCAAACCAGUGUCUUAGCAGCAGUUCAAAAAUUGUACGGUGCUACUAGUAACCAAUUCAUGCAAUUGAUGGGUGUACAGACUGCUGCUGCCUCUGGGCCCAUUGCUGUUCAAGCAAGCCAAAUCGUUGCAGAUGGCAGUAAUACAGCUCAGAAACCUAUUGGCGAUGGUGCUGCUUCAUCAUCUGGUGAACACAAAUUUUUAUCAAAUCUUCUUCACAAUUCUGCCAAAGCUAAACCUAAGCCCGUUGACGUAGUGAGAGGUGAAGAGGACUUUGAAUCCGAGAUUGGGAAACCAUCCGAAACUUCUUCAAAAAGCGUAGAACCAAUUAAAUAUAGAGAAUAUAUUGUCAAUAUCCGUGCUCCGAAGCAUAUUCUCCAUCAAACCUAUCGCGUGCGAAUUUUCCUCGGAGAUUUCGAUUCAGAUCCUACUACAUGGCCAACCGCCGAAUCUACAAUCGGCACCUUUUCCUCCUUUGGCAAAAACCCCGCCACCACCUCCUGCGGAAAAUGCAUCAAAGACGCCGCACGCUCCCUCAUGAUCUCGGGAACCGUCCCUCUCACCCCCAUCCUCCUUAAACUCUUCAAGUCCGGCGAUCUAGGAUCGCUAGAAGUCGAAAAUGUCAUUCCGUAUUUGAGACGGAAUUUGCAUUGGAGAGUUACGUUGGCGGAUGGUACGGAGAUUGAUAGGGGAGAGGUGGAGGGGCUGAAGGUUAGUGUGGUUAGUACUGUGGUUGGGUGUCCACAGGGGGCUUUCCCGGAGUUUAGUGGGGUUUAUGAGGUUCAUAGUGAGGUUACGGGGGGACGGCCGGCGGGGUUGAGUGAGGGGGAUAGGGUUUGA